AUGGGAUCCGAGGAUGAUGAGGCAACUCUUAUGAGAAGAAACAAGCUAUUACAAGAAGCAAUCACCAAAGAUAUCCUUGCAGCCAUGGAGAAGUUGUUGGAGGAUAAACUCGAUCAAAGGCUAUCUGAUAGACAAGACCAGAAUGCUGAGCAGAGACGUGAGCCAAGGAGCAAUAGGCAUGGUCGUCGUGAGCAUGCUGGAUCAGAAGAGACUGAUAACUUCUAUGAGAGAAGUAGCCAUAGCUCUGGAUCAAGACACAGCAGUAGGAGAUCACGACAUGAUCAUGAGGGCAGAAGGCAUAGGCGCAAUGAGCUAUCAGGAUUGAAGCUUAAGAUCCCUCCUUUCCAUGGCAAGGCUGAUCCGGAUGCAUAUCUUGAGUGGGAAAAGAAGAUAGAGCUUGUCUUUAAUUGUCAACACUACUCUGAGAUUAAAAAGGUUCAAGUUGCUGCUACUGAGUUCAAUGACUAUGCAUUGAGUUGGUGGGAUCAGUUGGUUACAAACAAAAGGCGCAAUGGGGAGUUUCCUAUUGAGACAUGGGCUGAGAUGAAGUCUUUGAUGCGUAGGAGGUUUGUUUCCAGCCACUAUCACCGUGAUCUUCACCAAAAGCUGAGGCUUCUUACCCAAGGUUCCAAGUCUGUGGAGGAAUACUAUCAAGAGAUGGAGUUGCUUAUGUUGAGAGCUAAGGUUUCUGAAGAUAGUGAAGCUACCAUGGCACGGUUUCUUGGUGGGCUCAACCGUGAGAUACAAGACAGGGUAGAGAUGCAGCACUACUUGGAGAUAGGGGAGAUGCUACACAAAGCUAUCUUGGUAGAGCAACAAGUUAAGAGAAGAAGUCAUGCGCGUGGCAGCUAUAGUUCCAGUAGAUACCAGACUUCUAAGGAAGAUAAACCAAGCUAUCAGAAAGAGGUCAAACCACAGCCAAAGGAAGAGUCUAAGCCUAGUAGUAUCUAUAGCAAGGAUAAAGGUAAAGCAGAGGCUACCAGCUCGCGUGCAAGAGAUUUGAAGUGCUUUAAGUGUCAAGGGCGUGGGCACUAUGCUAAUGAGUGUACCAACAAGAGAGUUAUGGUUCUUUUGGAGAAUGGCGAGUAUGAAUCUGAAGAUGAGAGACCAGAGACUGAGCAAGAAUCUUCAGAAGCAGAAUACGAAGAGAAACCAGUUCAUGGUAGGCUUUUGGUUGCAAGAAGAACACUCAGCCUACAAAGCAAGACCGAGGAGCAAGAACAGAGGGAAAACUUGUUCUACACCCGCUGUAUGGUGCAAGGAAAGGUCUGUAGUCUGAUCAUUGAUGGUGGAAGCUGUGUCAAUGUUGCUAGUGAGAUAAUGGUAAAGAAGCUUGGCCUACAAACUCAUAAACAUCCCAAGCCUUACCGACUGCAAUGGCUUAAUGAAGAAGGCGAGAUGAGGGUAUCUACUCAGGUUUCUGUACCCUUAUCCAUUGGGAGAUAUGAAGAUGACAUCCUCUGUGACGUGAUACCCAUGGAAGCCAGUCACAUAUUGCUUGGAAGGCCUUGGCAGUUUGAUAGACGUGUCACUCAUGAUGGCUUCACCAAUAAACAUUCUUUUGAGUUCAACGGCAAGAAGACUACCCUAGUGCCUCUAACUCCUAAAGAAGUACAUGAAGAUCAAUUACAACUUCAGAAAAAGAAAGAGAUUGAUCUCAAGCCUGAUAAGAACCACAACUUCUAUGCCAAAACUGGUGACAUCAAAAGAUCUCUCUACUCUAAUCAAUCAGUUCUCUUAUUUGUUUUAAAAGAAUCUCUUGUUAGUCUAACUGAUUGCACACCGGUGUAUCCGAGUGAGAUGUCAGCUCUUUUACAGGAUUAUCAAGAUGUGUUUCCAGAAGAUAGCCCCACGGGUUUACCACCUAUACGAGGGAUUGAGCAUCAGAUAGAUUUUGUACCAGGUUCUACUCUUCCCAAUAGACCAGCCUACAUAACUAACCCGGUUGAGACCAAGGAGCUCCAAAGACAGGUUGAGGAACUGAUGAAGAAAGAUGGAGUGAAAGUGGAUCCAGAGAAGGUGAAAGCUAUACGAGAAUGGCCCAUCCCUAAGACAGUGAGUGAAGUAAGGAGCUUCCAUGGACUUGCUGGCUUCUAUAGGCGAUUUGUGAGGGAUUUCAGAAUUGGUAUUGGUGUUGUUCUUAUGCAGGAGAAAAGACCUAUUGCAUACUUUAGUGAGAAGCUUGGAGGAGCCACUCUCAACUAUGCAACUUAUGAUAAGGAACUCUAUGCUUUGGUGAGGGCCUUGCAGACUUGGCACUAUUAUCUAUGGCCCAAGGAGUUCGUAAUCCACACUGAUCAUGAGUCUCUCAAGUACCUUAAAGGCCAGAACAAGCUCAGUAAGAGGCACGCCAGAUGGGUAGAAUUCAUUGAAACCUUCCCUUAUGUGAUCAAAUACAAACAAGGUAAGGAGAAUAUAGUUGCUGAUGCACUAUCAAGAAGAUAUGCUCUCUUAAACACUCUUGAUGUUAAACUAUUAGGUUUUGAGCAUAUUAAAGGUAUGUAUGAGACUGAUUCCGAUUUUAAAGAUGCUUAUAACUCUUAUGAAAAGGUUGCUACUGGGCAUUACUUUAGGCAUGAUGGAUUUCUUUUCUAUAACCGUUUGUGUGUGCCUAACUGUUCUUUGAGAGAGUUAUUUGUCAGGGAAUCUCAUGGAGGAAGCCUUAUGGGUCACUUUGGUGUUACAAAGACUCUUAAAACCUUGCAGGAUCACUUCUUUUGGCCUCGGAUGAAAAGAGAUGUGGAAAGAAUUUGUGAGAGGUGUGCAACUUGUAAACAAGCUAAGUCUAAGGUUCAGUCACAUGGUUUGAAGGAAAGAUUUCCAAAGGAGAGGAAGUCCAAGCUAAUGCCGAGGAUUGAUGGACCGUUUGAGAUCAUAAAGAAUAUCAGCAACAAUGCCUACAAGCUUGAUCUCAAAGGGAAGUAUGAUCAUGCUGAUCAAGAUGAAGAGUUCCAACUAGCUAAAGAAGAUGGGAAGCCUAAAGAUGGUGCAACCAAAGAAGAUGAUGCCUUAGUCAUUUCCAAUGGCCCCAUAACUCGAUCCAAAGCUAAGAUACUCAAGGAAGCUAUUGGAGGAUUAAUCAAGAAGUGUUUGAUCCAUGAAGAAAGUCUUGAAGGAAGCUUGAUACUUCAAGAUACACUUGUUUUUAACGAGGCCAUAGUCUUGCUGCUCAAAACUCCUAGAUGA
Raphanus sativus (radish) is the source of this 3186-nucleotide messenger RNA. RefSeq lists its product as uncharacterized. Gene Ontology annotation, molecular function: nucleic acid binding; zinc ion binding. Bases 1 to 3186 code for a protein of 1061 amino acids. NCBI's taxonomy places the organism in Eukaryota, Viridiplantae, Streptophyta, Magnoliopsida, Brassicales, Brassicaceae. The record is from RefSeq and is a predicted model, not a curated record. The transcript has 6 exons.